Elephantulus edwardii (Cape elephant shrew) is the source of this 4818-nucleotide messenger RNA. RefSeq names its product NACHT and WD repeat domain containing 1 (gene NWD1). The record is from RefSeq and is a predicted model, not a curated record. Gene Ontology annotation, molecular function: protein binding. Lineage: Eukaryota; Metazoa; Chordata; Mammalia; Macroscelidea; Macroscelididae.
AUGAGCGUGGCCCCCCUCAGCCCGGGCACCCGCCGGCGACUACUCCAGGGCCAGCCAGGUCCCCUCCCAGCACCCGUGUCCAACGGCGUGGCCAUCUUCAUCAGCUCUACGGUGUCGGGUAAGAUAUGGACGCAGAGAGGGAAGCCCUGCAGAACACCGCCUACCCUGAAGUAAACCUUCUGCCACAAGCACGGAUUGAUGUUUGAGGUUGUUGAUCUGAGGUGGGGCAUUCGGAACUCUGAGGCCACUGACUACAUGACCACAGAACUCUGCCUGGAGGAGCUUGAGCGGUGUCGAAAAACAUCAGUUGGACCAGCUUUUGUGGCCUUGGUGGGUGACCAGUACGGACCCUGCCCGGUCCCCUCACUGAUCGAGGAGAAGGAGUGGGAGGCCCUGAAGGCCCAGCUGACGUCCAGGCCGCGUGAACUGGAGCUGGUGGCACGCCGCUUCCGGAAGGACGAGAACGCGGUUCCUCCUGCCUACGUGCUGCAGGCCGCAGGUGCUGGGGAGGCCCGCGGGCCCGAGGAGGUCACCCUGACCGCUGCCCUGCGUGCUGGGGCCCAGGAAGCCUGGCAGCUGGGACUCAUCACCCAGGAGCAGUGGCACCGCUACCACCGGUCAGUGAUUGAGUGGGAGAUUGGCCACGGUCUGCUAAGCGCGGAGGACGGGGACCAGCGGACGACCAUCUACCUGCGUGAGAUCCAGGACCUCAACAAACACAUCCUGGACGACUGCGCCCUGCGGCUGGUGGACCGGCUGCCAGAUGGCUGCCUGGACACGGACGCCCAGAACCUCCUCAGCAGCCUCAAGGGGCGCAUCUCCGAAGAGCACCCCAGUGCCCUCAAGACCCAUCACCUGCCGUGGAGCCGCGACCUGGUGAACCCCAAGAACAAGGUCCACGCCAGGUACCUGAAGGAGCUGGGGGAGCAGUUCGUAGCCAGGGCCAACCACCAGGUUCUGGAGAGGCUCCGGGAGCUGGAGGUGGCCACUCAGGACCUGGCCUGGCUGUUCCAAGACAUCCGUCACCACCUGGCCCAGGGUGCCGAGGCCACGCGGGCUUUCUGUGGCCGCAGGGAGCUCCUGGCUCAGCUCGGCCAGCGGCUCCGGCAGAAUCACAGCGCCCCCCACAGCCCGCUGGUGCUCUAUGGACCCCCGGGCAUUGGAAAGACUGCGCUCAUGUGUAAACUGGCCGAGCAAGUGCCCGGGCUGCUGGGCCACAAGACGGUGACAGUCCUGCGGCUCCUGGGCACCUCGCAGAUGAGCGUCGAUGCCCGUGGCCUGCUCCGGAGCGUCUGCUUCCAGAUCUGCCUGGCCUUCGGGCUGCCCCUGCCUCCCGCCCAGGUCCUGGAGGCCCACACCAGGGUGAUCCAGUUCUUCCACGACCUCCUCCACACUGUGUCCCGCAGAAACUUUGAGGCCCUUGUCAUCCUCCUGGACUCCCUGGAUGACCUGGACAUUGUCCAGCAUGCCCGCAGGGUCCCCUGGCUGCCUGCACAGUGUCCCCCAAGGGUCCACCUCAUCCUCUCUGCCUGCUCAGGGCAGCAGCAGGGGGUGCUGGACGCAGUGCGGCAGACGCUCCCAGACCCCGGGGCCUACUUAGAGGUGAAGCCCCUCUCAGCCAACCAAGGGCAAGAGAUGAUUGGGCUGCUGCUGGUGGCCGCGCGGAGGACACUGAGCCAGGCCCAGCGGGACCUGCUGUGGGCCAGCCUCCCUGAGUGUGGCCACCCGGGCCGCCUGAGGCUGGCCUUUGAGGAGGCCCGCAAGUGGGCCUCCUUCUUCAUGCCUACCCCUCUGGCCUCCACCGCCCAGGAGGCCACACACCAGCUGUGUGCCCGCCUGGAGCAGACGCACGGCCAGCUCCUGGUGGCCCACGUGCUGGGCUACAUCGUGGCUUCCCGACAUGGGCUCUCAGAGGCGGAGCUGAAGGAUGUCCUGUCCUUGGACGAUGAGGUCCUGCAGGUCGUGUACCAGGACUGGACGCCGCCCAGCAAGGAGCUGCUCCGCUUCCCGCCGCUGCUGUGGGUGAGGCUCCGGCGAGAUCUGGGCACCUGCUUGUCCCGGCGGCCCAUGGACGGCUCCAUGCUGCUGGCCCUCACCUACAGACAGCUGGCCGAGGUGGUCCGUGAGCGCUACCUAUCAGGGCCUGAGGGAGUCAAACGACAUGGUGUCCUGGCAGACUUCUUCUUGGGGACCUGGAGCCAGGGUACCAAGAAGCUCAUCACCCUGCCAGUCCUGGGGAAGCCGCUGAACCUGGAUCGCAAGGUGGCCCCUCAGCCCCUCUGGUUCUCAGACACGGUCGCCAACCUGCGGAAGCUGAAGGAGCUGCCCUUCCACCUGCUGCACGCGGGACGCAUCGAGGAGCUGAAGCAGGAGGUGCUGGGCAGCAUGAGCUGGAUCGCCUGUCGGGCCCUGUCCGGGGGCCUCGAAGCCAUCCUGGAUGACUUUGACUUGUGUGCCCCACAUGUGGACUCCCCCGAGGUUGGCCUGGUGCGUGAGGCCCUGCAGCUGGCCCGGCCCGCUCUGGAGCUCCGCGGCCUGGAGAGAAGCGUCCUCUACACAGAGAUCCUGGCCAGACUCCAUUUCUUCGCCACCUCACACCCAGCAUUGGUGGGGCAGCUGUGUCAACAGGCACAGAGCUGGUUCCGGGCGUGUCCUCAUCCAGUGCUGGUGCCCCUUGCAGGGUUCCUCCAACCUCCCGGUGGACCCCUCCAGGCGACCCUCACUGGCUGCCACAAAGGCAUCACUGCUAUGGCGUGGAGCCUGGAAGAGCUGCAAUUGGUGGUUGGCACCCAAGAUGGUACUGUGGCUGUGUGGGACAUGAAAGAUCACCAAGUGAUUCAUAUCCUAACUGGGCACACAGGAGAAGUGAGGUGUGUGAAAGUAUUUGCCAAAGGGACCUUUGCCAUCUCGGCCUCCAAGGACCACACGCUACGCUUGUGGAACUUACUCUCUGGCCAGGAGAAAUUCAUCAUUUGGGAUGGAGGCUCCAAAGAUCCCAAUGAACCUCAGUUCUGGGACCUUUAUGUGGAUGAAGCAAACAGAGUUGUAUACUCAACAUCAGGCUCAAAGAUUAAUGCAUGGAACCUGGAAACAUCAGAACCCGUGUUCCGCAUUCUGGGUGACCCUGCUGACACCUGGGCAUGUGCGGCCGUGUUUGCCUCCCAGGCCCGAAUCCUGACAGUUUCCACCAGUGGUGUGGUCAGUCUCUGGAGCUCAGCCACUGGAAAAGUGCAGGGGAAGCAUCAUCUGUCCAGCGUCAAAGAGGAAACACCCACCUGUGGGGUCGCGGUCCAGAAACAAGGAAAGUUGGUCGCUGGAUUCAGCAAUGGCUCUGUCUCUCUGGUUUCCCCUGAAGGAGACAGCCUGCUUGAGAAACUUCCAGAAGCUGUGGGAUUCCUGGUGAUCUCUGAGGAUGAGUCCCUUCUCGCUGCAGGCUUCGGCAGAUCCGUGCGGAUAUUCCUGGCUGACUCACAGGGCUUCCACCACUUCAUGGCCACAGAUCUGGAGCACGAGGACUCAGUGGACACUGCUGUCUUUGGUCCCAAGAACAAUCUGAUCGUCACAGGCUCCCGUGACUCACUCAUUCAGGUGUGGAGUCUGUCGGAGCAGGGGACCCUGCUGGACAUCCUCGAAGGUGUCGGGGCCCCUGUGAGCCUGCUCUCGCGGGGUGGGGCCUUGGUGGCCUCUGCUUCCCAACAGUCCUCGUCUUUCAAAGUCUGGGAUCUCACAUACUCGCAGAAGCCCCGGGUCACUGCCCCAUUCCUGGACCGCACGGGCCUCACUGCUGUGUCCCAUAACGGAAGCUACGUCUACUUCCCCAAGAUCGGGGACAAAAACAAAGUCACCGUCUGGGACCUGGCGGAAGGCGAGGAGCAAGAUGCCCUGGACACAUCCAAUGAGGUCAGGUGUCUGGAGGUGGCCGAACAGAACAAGCUCCUCUUUGCUGGCCUGGUUUCCGGGAUUGUCCUCGUGUCCCCCCUGAACUCGCGGCAGGAUGUGGUGUGCAUCCCCCCUCCGGAGGCCCGCAAAGCCAUCAACUGCAUGGCGCUGAGCAAGGGCGAGGAGCGUCUGGCCAUCGCUUACGACAACAUCGUCCUGGUGCUGGACGUCAGCCCUGGGGACCCCUGUCCCGUCAUCGAUGGCCCAACCUACACCUUCUACACCCAGCUGCCCGAGACCAUCUCCAGUGUGGCCGUUCUGGCCGACUACCGCGUGGUCUACGGCAUGACCAACGGUGACCUCUUUCUCUACGCGUGUGCCAAUGCCAAGGUGUUCCCUCUGGAGGCCCACAGGAGCCGGGUCACCUGCGUGGAGGUUAGCCACAAGGAGCAGCUGGCCGUGAGCGGGUCCGAGGAUGCCCUGCUGUGCCUGUGGGACCUGCAGGCCUGCAAGUGGAAGUUCGAGAUGAGCUACACGCGUUCUUACUGCCGAGGAGUGCAAUGUGCUUGCUUCUCCAAAGACGACAAGUACGUGUUCGUGGGCUUGAAGGACCGCUCCAUAAUUGUCUGGAGUGUGCUGGAUGGCACCUUGCUGGCUGUCCAGUUUGUCCAUGCGGUUGUGAACAGAAUCAUUCCAACCUCAAAUGGUUUCAUUGCUCCCACCAGACAUGGUUAUCUCAUCCGUGAGCGUUUCCAAUGCCCUUCAUCAAGGGUCUCACAGCAGGACCCACUCAAGAACUUCAAGAAGGCAGUGUGGCUGGUCAAAUCCAGGCAGAAAGAAGAGCUGCCCACCACAGCAGGAGCACCUCAGGACUCAGAGAAUCCGGAGGGAAAUGAAUCCAAACCAAACAAACGUUCCCAAGUCUGCCUAAUAGUGUAG